UUGUGUUGCUCGCUUGUUGUUGUUGCUGCUUGUUUACGUAGACUAGUGGACUUUGAUUACCGCUGUUGCGCUGUGCUUUAUAUUAAAUUACCGGCACUGUUAAUUGUGAAUAAUGUUUAGAUUGAGAGUGAAUAAGAGUCGCUUUGCCGUCGCGGCGUCUGCCACACGCAAUGCAACGACAACAACAACCCAUGGCAAUCAUUACCAAUACCUGCAAACAUCCAAGCUGCCAACGCUCUACUUUCAACGCUCUUUGCCCCGGCUGCCAAUUCCACUGCUAGAAAAGACCUGCGAGCGAUUCCUUGCUGCUGUGCAACCCAUUCUCAGUGCCGAGGAGUAUGGACACACGCAACAGGUGGUCGAACAAUUUCGCCAGGGCAUUGGCAUGGAAUUGCAUGCGAAGCUGAAGCAACGCGAUGAGGCCAACAAACACACCAGCUACAUAUCGCAGCCCUGGUUCGACAUGUAUCUGGCGGACCGCGUUCCACUGCCGCUCAACUACAAUCCACUAGUAACGCUCAAGAACGAAACGCGUCCCGAGUAUCAGCAACAAGUGGUGAGAGCCACAAAUAUGAUCAUCAGCUCGUUGCGCUUCUGGCGUUCACUGCAAGCCAACAAACUGGAGCCGGAGGUUUAUCACAUGAAUCCCAAGAAGUCGGAUACGGACAACUAUCGUCGCUGGAUGAGUGUAGCACCCAAAGCCUUUGCCACCUACGCUUCAUAUGCAUUCAAAGCAUUUCCACUGGACAUGAGUCAAUACAGUCGCCUCUUUGGCACAUCGCGAAUUCCGCGCAUAGGCAAAGAUGAGCUGGUCUUGUCACCAGACUCGAAGCACAUUCUGGUCAUGCGACGCGGCAACAUGUACACGAUGAAUGUGCUCGACAGCAGCGGCUACAUUGAGAGUCCCAGUGUCAUUCUGGGUCGCCUGAAGAGUCUCAUUUCCUUGGAUGACCAAAAGGCGCCAGCCAGCGUGCCAUUGGGUGUCCUCACAUCCGAGCAGCGUGAUGAAUGGGCCAAUUCGCGGGCGCAUUUCGUUAGCAGCUCCAAGAAUGCGGAGCUGCUGCAGCGCCAAGUGGAUAGCGCAUUGUUCUGUUUGUGCUUGGACGGGGAGGAGGAUGGCGUAUACAACGAGGAGAAUCCGUCGCCACUGCUGAAGGAACUGCUGGCAGGCAAGGCCACAAAUCGUUGGUUCGACAAGGCAAUCUCUCUGAUAGUCAGCGCCGAUGGCACCACUUCCAUCAACUUUGAGCACUCAUGGGGCGAUGGAGUCGCUGUGCUGCGAUACCUCAACGAGAUUUACAGAGACACCACCAAGCAGCCCUAUGUGUCCACCUCAACGCCACACACGCCUGCCGAUGGGGAUACGAACAAUGUGCGCUUCCUCGAUUUCGAGUUCGAUGACAAGACGCGUGCGGCUGUGGACACAGCUUAUGCGAGGAAUGCCAGCAUUAUGGCUAAUCUGGAUAUGAACGUGUUGCGUUAUCCCAAACUGAACAAGGGCACUUGCAAGCGACAUGGCCUAAGUCCCGAUUCGAUUAUGCAGCUCUCCUUUCAGCUGGCCUAUCGUCAGGCAUUCCAACGCUAUGUGGGCACCUACGAGUCCUGCAGCACAUCGGCCUUUAAGCAUGGCCGCACCGAAACGAUGCGUCCCUGCACCAUGGCCACUAAAGCCUUUUGUGAGGCCGUGUUGCAGCCCAGCCAAAAGCAACCGAGUGCCGGAGAGCUGCGUGCCAUGAUUGACAAGUGCAGCAGCGUGCAUGGACAGCUGACAAAGGAUGCGGCUAUGGGACAGGGAUUUGAUCGGCAUUUGUUUGCGUUGAAGCACACGGCACAGCUGGAGGGAUUGCCGUUGCCGUCGCUCUAUGAGACUGAAGCCUACAAACGCAUCAAUUACAAUAUUAUAAGCACUUCAACGCUGGGCGCUGACACCGUGAUAGCUGGCUCCUUUGGGCCUGUGGUCAAGGAUGGAUUGGGACUCGGCUACUCCAUCAUGAAUGACAUGGCGGGCGCCAUUGUGACCACCUACAAGGAUCAGGCGAGGGGCAAAGAGUUUAUCGACAGCCUGGAAGCCGCUUUUGAUACCAUUUGUUCGGUCAUCGAGCGCAGCAGCAGCGCCAAAGCAGCGAGCGCAGUGCGAAACUAAAAUCCGAUACAAAUUGAGAUUGAGACAUCGAGUUAAAUUUAGCAACGGCUGUAAAGUGUGAUGAUAUUUUAGUAGUGUUGUAACCCGAAGCCGAACCCAUAUUCCAAGUUCAAGAUUAGAUUGCCGUUGCAAAAUGAUUAUUAGCAUAUAAAGUACUCUAUCAUCAUCGUUGUUAAAAUGGAUUUGCUAUAAAUAAACUGGUGACUGAUGCCCGGGUCUGUGGGUCAGAUGGCUCAGCCGCUUUAAUUAGA
Drosophila albomicans is the source of this 2394-nucleotide messenger RNA. RefSeq names its product carnitine O-palmitoyltransferase 2, mitochondrial (gene CPT2). Lineage: Eukaryota; Metazoa; Arthropoda; Insecta; Diptera; Drosophilidae. Gene Ontology annotation, cellular component: mitochondrion. Bases 113 to 2143 code for a protein of 676 amino acids. The record is from RefSeq and is a predicted model, not a curated record. The transcript is spliced from 3 exons. Gene Ontology annotation, biological process: fatty acid beta-oxidation. Gene Ontology annotation, molecular function: carnitine O-palmitoyltransferase activity.